AAAAAAUUCACUGUCAAAAUGUAAAUUUUUCUGUGGGUUGGAAUAAAGCUUCUUGGCUGAUUCAUCACAAAUAUCGUAUUCCUAACCCAAGUAAAGAUUGGAAUUAUUUAAACCACUUCUUUAUUUGUGAGACAAGUGAUGGUAGCUUAGUUGUCUCAGUUAGUUUCUAUAAAAAUGAAAAAAAAAAAAAGGAAAAAAAAAUCCACAUUUCUUUACCCACAAGCAGAUAUUACUUAGGGCCAUUCUGAAGCUUGGUUUAAGUUCUAUAUUUUGUUUAUUUUUUUACUAUUUUAUUAAAAAGUAUGAUUUUUUUUUUUCUUGUGGCACGUAAAAAACUUGCACAGGGUACGGCCCUCACCACGUGCUGCGCUCACGCCCCGCCCACGCUCUAAAAGCACAACUGAGCACGUGACGGAACCCGGAAGUGUGUGUCCGUGUGUCAUCGAGGUGGGAGUCUGGUGUUGACACAGUGUGACCGUGUGACUUUGUUUGACACUGUGGUCAGCAUAUUGAGUGGACACGGGAAGCGACAUUAUGAGCCAGGGGUGUGUCCGGGGGCUACGCGCUGCCACUAAAGAAAAGCUGAAAAAGUUUGACUCUCUGCGGGGCGGAGAGGUGCGGGGAGGCGAGUUUUGGGACGUGGUGGCUGUGACCGCUGGGGAUGGGAGCCAGAGAGAGGCGUAUGAGCUGCAGAUCAGCGAGAAAGUGGGCAGAGGAGAGCUCCCGCUUGGGAUUCACUACAAGGUCUUCUCGGAUCCCCCCGGAUCUAAAAUAGGGAACGGGGGCUCCACUCUGUACGCACUGCAGGAGCUGGAUGACAUCUACGGCAAGGAUCUGGGCAGACUGCGAGUCAUCCUGAUCCAUGCAGGGGGGUUCAGUCAACGUUUGCCCAGUGCCAGCGCUCUGGGAAAGAUCUUCACCGCCAUGCCGCUGGGGGACCCCCUCUACCAGAUGCUGGAGCUCAAACUGGCAAUGUAUGUGGAUUUCCCAUCUCAUAUGCAGCCUGGAGUACUGGUGACCUGUGCAGAUGACAUAGAGCUCUACAGUAUUGCAGAGGAUGAAAGCGUUAGGUUUGAUAAACCCGGUUUUACAGCUCUAGCCCAUCCCUCCCCACUGUCUAUUGGAACCACCCACGGGGUGUUCGUGUUGGAUUCAUUUGAAAGUUCCGCUUACUCGGAAAUGGGGAACGGUUCCUGUCUGCGCUUUCUGCACAAACCAAGCGUCAAGAAAAUGCGUGACUGCGGUGCUGUUUGCAAGAGGCAGAGUGGAUGCUUUUCUCUGUCUGAUACGGAGUUUGUCUACACAGACAGCACCUAUUACAUCGCUUUCGAAACUAUAAAGACUCUUCUUAAUCUGCUGAAAGAGUUAGGGCCCUUGCACUGUGAGAUAGACGCAUACGGGGACUUUCUCCAAGCACUGGGACCCAAAGCUACAAUAGAGUAUACUAGCAACACUGCUAAUGUCACCAAAGAGGAGAGGGGUCUGGUUGAAAACCGCCAAAAGAUCUUCCAUCUUCUACAAGGGACUCCCCUGAAUGUCAUUCUCCUCAAUAACUCCAAAUUUUAUCACAUUGGAACCACGUCAGAAUACCUCUUUCACCUCACUGAGGACGUGGCGCUGAGGAGUGAGCUGGGCCUCCUGUCGUCUGCCUUCAGCGUACACGUGAAUGAAAACUCCGGCUGCUGCGUUAUGUGCAGCGUCCUUGAUCCCAGCUGCUCUGUGGGGGCUGGAUCGGUGGUGGAGUACUCCAGGCUUGGAGCAGGAGUAUCUGUAGGUAAGGGCUCCAUCGUCAGCAGCUGCUCGAUCCGUCCGGGCCUCUCAGUGCCCGAUGCGGUCUUCAUGCAUUCAGUGUGUGUGAACCACCAGGACCGGACCGGGUUUGUAACUGUCGCCUUUGGGAUUUAUGACGACCUGAAGCACAGUGUGGAAGCCCCCGCUUACAUGGAAAGGCUAAAGCUUUUUGGGUUCAGCCUGGCAGAGUGUCUGUCCCACUGGGGGAUGGAGAACGAAGUCCUGAGGUUCUCCGGUGACUUGCCCAGCUGUAGCUUGUGGAACGCUUGUCUGUUUCCCGUUUGCUCUGAACAACAAUGCUCCUUCUCAUUGUCUCUGGAGAUGCUGCAGGCCGUCCUGAGUGGCUCCGUGUUCAUUUUACCCAAAGACGCAAAGCUGAUGUCUAUGCAGGAGUGUUUACAGAGGAAGAACCUGGAGGAGAUGUUGAAGUUCAGAAUGGGACUACACAAUGACAUCACACAGGGACGACUGAACAGUUAAAGCUGCUGCGUUUGAUUGAGAUUUUGUGUUAAAUUUUAUGUUGUCAAAUGUAUAUAAGUAAAAGAUAAAAUUGAGUUUAAUUUUUGAAGUAGUUUAUGAUCAUUGAGGGGCUAGUGAGUUUUGAACGAGGACUAUGAGCUUUUGCCAGUAUGAAGAACUGAUAUUGUCAAGGUUAUUUUUGUUUGACGUGAUUUAUUGUGGUAUAACAUUUCGUAAAGCCGAUCCAUAAUUUUUUGAAAUUUUGUAUGUUUGCUUUGUACUUGAAAAUUUGAUAAA
Molecule: messenger RNA, 2547 nt
Organism: Xiphias gladius (swordfish)
Lineage: Eukaryota; Metazoa; Chordata; Actinopteri; Istiophoriformes; Xiphiidae
Gene: fpgt
Product: fucose-1-phosphate guanylyltransferase
Exons: 4
Coding region: 535-2271 (578 amino acids)
Molecular function (GO): transferase activity, transferring phosphorus-containing groups
Source: RefSeq, a predicted model, not a curated record